AUGUCAGUGGUAAAAAUCGAACGACCUGAGGAUUUGAUACGAUCUAGUAAAAGCUUUCAAGAAUCUAGAUGGUUAAGUGAAAUUGAUAGAAAACAUAAUAUUCGACAAAGGACCUUGACUGCAUAUGAAUUAUUCGAAACAUCUUCCGCCUCGCGACGAUUAGGCGAUAUUCGACAUUGCCAAAGCGAAAAAUUUGCAAAAGAAAGGGAAUUCACUGGUGUUACUUUGAAUGGAAUUGAAAAUAAAUCCGUUAGAGCAUAUCACCAACAAAAAUUGCCUAACUUAACUUCAAUGCCACCUUGGCGGAAUACCUAUCCAGAUGUCGCAGAAUCGGUAAAAGAAUAUUUCGAUCAAUCAGAUGACAAAGCUUUAAAUUGGAAUUCGUGCGACCUAGAAGAAUUGAAUGAUUGGGAAAAUAUGUUAUAUCGGCUUUUCAUAUACAGAACAGAUAAUAUAAUUAAGAAAUUUGAGAAAUAUAGACUGUUACUAUACUCGGAAAUUCUGCGAAGGCAAACACCCCAACAAAAGUAG
This is a messenger RNA of Trichoplax adhaerens, 531 nucleotides long. RefSeq lists its product as uncharacterized. The transcript has 4 exons. Bases 1 to 531 code for a protein of 176 amino acids. The record is from RefSeq and is a predicted model, not a curated record. NCBI's taxonomy places the organism in Eukaryota, Metazoa, Placozoa, Uniplacotomia, Trichoplacea, Trichoplacidae.